AUUAUUGUGAACUUUUACAUAUAAGACUGUGGUCAUGAGAUGUUACAAAAAAAAAGAAGAAAAAUACUGAGGUUAAGUGUAAAAAAACUAACCUAAUAGCAAGUAACCGUCUUUUUACUUUCCUAAUCGGUUAUUGAGAAAAAAAUAAUAUAAAUAAUAAAAUGUCUGGAUUCAAAUUUGCCGUAGUAUUAAACUUGUCAAACUUUUUCAGUGAUCAUAGACACAGAGCUAGAAUUUGCGUUAAUGAUAAUAUUAAAACAGUUGGAGAUUUGCAAGAUAAAAUAACAAAUGUAUUUAGCAUAGAAAAUUUCAUUUUAACAAGUCGCAAUGAAUAUUUACCACAUACUGAAGAUAUUAAUAUACUUCAAAGCGAUGAUAUUAUCUGGGUGAUUCCAUCAGAUGUUUCACACCCAAACGUAGAUAAUGUAUCUAAUACUCCAAUGCAUAUUUCAAAAAAAUUAGUGAGAAAAAGAAAAUCGAUUAAUUUGAAUAAUUCUGAAGAUAUAAGCUUUACUAAAAAUCAAGAUGAACUGAAAAUAAAGAAAAGGAAAAAAAAACAUAAUAUAGAAAAUGAAGGUGAAAAGGUCAUUGAAAAAGUUAAAAAACAUGAAAAGAAACAUAAAGACUCUAAAGAUAAAUGUCCUGAAAAAUCUGAAAUUGUACCAAAAGUUUUUGAUUGUCCAGUAAAAACUGAUUCUUCCGUGAAAAGUACAUCUCUUCCAAUUGGAAGUAAAUAUGUAGACCUAAAUCCAUCUGUUAAUGUAGCCACGUCUUUACCUCAAAGCAUACCUUGUAAAAAAGCGACCUUGGUAGCACCCAACACAGAUAAAUACCUGAAGAAAAAUAAAAUAAAUAUUGUAAAGAUAGAUUAUAUCAGAAGACCUACCUCAGAGUUACAACAAAUUGAAAAUGAGGCUCCAUCAGAAGCAACUACCACACUAAUGGAUGUAGCGAAUGGAGCUUCUCUAUUGGAUAAGGAAUCAGUCACUUCAUCCAUUCCUGAAAUAUCUGUAUCCAACAAUGAAAAUUCAUCCAAACCUGAAGUGUUAGAUUUGUUACCAAAUCAAAAACCUAAAACAAAAUAUUUUUUUAUAGAUACCCCCUCUGAAAAAAAUCGAGUUAAAUCAAAACCUAAUAAAAAAAGAGGAAACUUCUUCAUAAAAGAAGGUCUCUUUUCACCUAUAACUGAUAAAAAUAAUACUGAAAGUAAUGCAGUCGACGUAAAAACUUGUGAUUUAGAGCAAGUUGAUGUUGAUAAGAGUGAAACAAUGCAAGAAACUAACACUAUUAGUCCUUCACAAACACCUAUUGAUUAUUCAAGUACAUCUUUGAAAGUGUCUGGAACUAAACCCGUAGAGAGUGAAGAAGCUGGUUCUCCAAUAAAUAAAAGCAAUGACUAUUCAUAUGAUCAUGGAAAUAUAGAUGAAACCAAAGUUUGUGAUGUUAAAAAUGAUAUCGAGAAUAAGACUGACGAAAGAAAUGAAAUUAACCCUAGUAGAAAUACGGAACUAUUAAGUGAUACGUCCAAAUCCGUUUUACAGGACUCUUGUUACAUAGAUAAAAUUUCUCCAUGCGAUGUUACUCUUCCAGAUAAUAGUGUGAUCAAUUACAGCACUUCUCCAUCAAUUUCUGGGAUAGUGCCUUUCAGUUUUACCAGCUCUAGUAAGAAAUAUGUUUCUGGAGUUGGUCAUUUACUAACUAAACUUAGAGAAUCUGAGUCGAAGAGUAUUGUAGAUACAACAGACAACGGUGACACAAGUGAGUUUGUCACUAAAAGAAGACAUCGCACACGCAAAAGACAGAAAAAAUCUAAAAAUAAUGAUAUGGUAGACAAACCGAUUACUCCCCAACCAUCACCUCAACUGGCAGGCUCAAUAAAAUCAUUAGCAGCUCCUAAAAUGCAUAUAAAAUUUUCAGAUGACGAUAAUCAAGAUCAGAGCCAAGAUAUUUGUCAUGAAAAUAGUUCUCCUGUAAUGGAACAAAAUGGUAAUGGAAUUUACAGUGAAACGUCUAAUAGUUAUCACAAAAAUGAUAGAGAAGAAAUUUGUGCAGUUUAUAUAGGAAGUAAAUCCAAGGAAAGUUCAGAAGAAGACAUUCAAAAAGCACCAUUAAUGUACCAAAUUUCUCCCAAAAUAGGAAACGUUAUUUCAUUUAAGGUACUUAAAAUAUCUGAAGAUUUCACACCUGAAAUAUCACCUUACAUAGUAGGAAAGGUACAGCAAUAUUUUCCCGAAAUUAAACGUGUUACUUUUAAAAUUAUAUCUGGAAUAGAACAGUUUAAAAUACCGAAAGGCAAAUUCUCAUUAGAUGAGGAAGGUGAUCUGGAUAGUUUAUCCGAUACAAAAGAACUUCUAUGGUCUGAGCUCUUAGAACCAAGACUCUUGCAUCCUUCAGCAUAAUACUUCAAAAUAUAUGUUUAAAUUAUUAUAUACUUAUUGUGAAUGUAAUUGUUGAGUAAUUGAAUUUUUUUAAGUGAA
Molecule: messenger RNA, 2477 nt
Organism: Diorhabda sublineata
Lineage: Eukaryota; Metazoa; Arthropoda; Insecta; Coleoptera; Chrysomelidae
Product: coilin
Exons: 7
Coding region: 162-2399 (745 amino acids)
Source: RefSeq, a predicted model, not a curated record